This is a messenger RNA of Colletotrichum phormii, 2933 nucleotides long. RefSeq lists its product as uncharacterized. Lineage: Eukaryota; Fungi; Ascomycota; Sordariomycetes; Glomerellales; Glomerellaceae. Gene Ontology annotation, biological process: regulation of DNA-templated transcription. The record is from RefSeq and is a predicted model, not a curated record. The transcript has 7 exons. Gene Ontology annotation, molecular function: DNA-binding transcription factor activity, RNA polymerase II-specific; zinc ion binding. Gene Ontology annotation, cellular component: nucleus. Bases 433 to 2499 code for a protein of 688 amino acids.
AUCCAUCCAUCUGCCAUCUGCCAUCUGCCACCCAUCCACACGCAGUCGACCUGGGAGAAUCCAAACCCAUGCGAGUCCAUAUCAUGCCGAUAAGACGGGGGGUUUACUCCUCAACCACCUAUCGCCCAAGCAUUAACGAGCUAUCUUCAAGUCCGAGUCUAGCCCGAGGACCCCGGAUUACGGACAGAGCAUGGACUGGGCUCUAACUACGAUUGAUAGCGACUGGAAUUCCCCAGAUGGAACAUGCCUACCGAUAGUAGCCUCAUCCAAGUUCGCGAUUCAUUCAUCCCAAGGGACUAAUAGAUCCCAUUGACGCGCCUCUGAUCGUCCCUCACUGCGGAGCCUAAACCCUCCCCUUCCGGAACCCACCUUAUCGCAGCACCGCCAGCCCCUCCUACCUACCUGGGGCCUCACGACGACUCCCUUGUGGUGAUGGACGAUGCUCGAUAUGCCAAACGAGCACGCCAGGCCUGUGAGCCAUGUCGUCGCAAGAAGUCAAAAUGCCCAGGCGAGCGCCCGACAUGCUCAUAUUGUGAGCGACUAGGACAGCAAUGCGUAUACAAUGCGCCUGGCGGAGAAGUGCCAGACUCGCAAGUCACAAAGCACAACAGAGAGAUGGAAACCCGGCUCAACAGUCUGGAGGAUAAAAUGGACCGCUUGAUUCAACAUUUGAGCCCCGUGUCACAUCAUACCCAACCAUCAGUAGCGUCUCGCCACGUGCUCUCACCAAGGCUGAGCGUAUCUGCAGAGGAGAUAGGCCCGAAAACAGACUCAGGUCCCCCAGCAUGGAGUCCUAGGAGCCCAUCAAGUGCUGCUGAGGCGCAGUUAAUGGACACAGGGCGUCGCUAUCUCUUAUGGUUCCACGCCCAGCCCAUCACGCUCUUCGCCGAGGAGACCUUUCUGCAGUCUCUUGCCUCGCGAGAUCCAGAGUUGAUACUAUCGCUCCAAGCUCUAGUGCUGCGAUGUCCGCCGGGGACUCUCACAACCCAGAUCAAACAGCAGGUUGACGACCUCGCGAGGUCUGCCCGCCGCAUGGUCAUGGAGCGGGUCACGGAAGGUCGGGUCGAGCUGUCCACGUUGCAGUCGCUAUGUCUCCUGAGCAUGUUUGAUUUCGCUACUGGUAACAUCACACAAUCCGGACUCAGCAUCACCACCGCGAGCCAUCUCGCACACAGCAUCCCACCAACCAACAACCCCAACAACGCCCAAGAAAGGAACUACUGCCUCCGAACAAUAAUCGUCCUCCAGCAUCUCCAGGGCUGCAUAAUGCCCGCCCCGCGACUCAUAAGCUCCCUCCCCGGCUCCACCAACAGCGGUUCCCACGUCCUCGGACUCACAGCAUACUGUGGGAUCCCAGAGUACCACCUAGACGACAACCCAGAUAAGAACAUCUCUACAGUCGCCUCCGAUUUCUGCGUUGUCUGGCGGAUGGCCCGCGCCUACGCCGCAUCCAGAGUCAGCCCCGACGCGCCGCCGCCGUGGGACUCUCGCUCCGACUACUCCAUGGUCCUGCAAAGCCACCACGACAUCGACUGCCGCGCGCCGCAGAGGUUCCGCUUCGCCGCGAACCGCAUCGACCAGCAGAGCCCCGAGUCUCUACAGGCGCAGCGGCAGUACUGGAUUCCCUUCCUCUUCAGCCAGUUCGUCCACGAGACGAUCCCGUGUCUCCUGAACCAUCCGUUCCUGCUUUCCAUGCGCCUGCGGCAUUUCCGACACACCAUACCCGUCCACUUUAUCCAGCAGUCCUUUGAGAGUAUGAAUCGGACAGCUGGUUGGAUCAUCUUCUUUUUGGACGUCAUUGAGAAGAAGUCGCUGCCGGUCAUGGACCCGGUCAUGGCGCACUGCGUCGUGAUUGUGGCGACGAUCCAUCUUCAGCACAGCUUUGUUCACGACCAGAUACUUAGAAGCAGAGCAAAAUCCGGCUUCGAAAAGUGUAUGAACUUUUUACGAAGAACAGGAGCCGUCUGGCCAAGCGUCGCCAACAUGGCAAGUAACCUCCGACGCCUCCAAGACAGCGUCGUAAUGAAAUCCCCUCCGGACCGCGGCGACAACACGUCACAAAACCGCUCCUUCUCCAUAAACACCCAACUCCUCUGGGACCUCCUCAUCUACGACCGCGCAUGCCGCCCCGACGCCGGCUGGGACCAGUCCAUGUUCGGCGCCACCCUCCGCUCCGACGCCCGCGAGCUCUCCACCGAAACGGGCGCCGCCGAGUUCGACCUCGUCGGAUCCGCCGGCAUCUCGGGUCACAAGGCCGUGCCCAACGACGUGGGUGUCUAUGCUCCUAAUGAUGAUAUUGCGCCUGUGGCGAUUACGGAGCAACCACCGCCACCGCCACCGCCGCAUCAUUUGGUUGGGCAGGGACUGGGGGAUAUGGGGCCUUCGUUUGAGGAUAUUUUCUUUGAGGGCGUGGGACCGUUUGGGGACCAGUCGAAUCGGUUUAUUGAGGCGAAUGAUUAUGGGAGAGCGAUUGAUGAUUGGUUGAAUCUUGAGAAUUAGCAUGUUUAUCAUGAUAAAAGGCGUACAGCAAUAACGAGUCCAUUUCUGUCCAUGGCGAGGUCUCGUUGGUGCUUCUCACAUGGCACAAGUCAGCCUGGUUCUUUGAGAGCUCUCGUGUUUAGUCAGAAGACCCUUGACCGCUCGAAUGCUGGAGUCUUGGCCUCUUGCACAGGCACGAGGCUCGAACAUUGUCACCGAAGGCCAAGAGACGAAAUGCCUCUCCAGCAUGAAGCCAUCACCAGGGAUCGAAAAGGAUUGGUUCAAUCAACACAUUCGAAAAGUCGCUAAUCAAUUUGUACCCGUGAGAACCCUUAACCAAGGCUUCAACCACCAAAGUCAUACUUAACAAACGAAACGCCAGUCUACAGUUUGACCUCUAACUCUUCCUCAUCAUUACUCUCAUGCUGAUUACUGCGACCUACCAAGCCAACCCC